Molecule: messenger RNA, 201 nt
Organism: Geodia barretti
Lineage: Eukaryota; Metazoa; Porifera; Demospongiae; Tetractinellida; Geodiidae
Source: the annotation of a GenBank genome assembly
UUGUGUUAGCUGUUUUUCGGGUUUCAGGAAGUGGGGAAGGGGUGUCUUCUCUCUGUCCCUGAGGGUCUUCUUUUGGCAGUUGCCUCUCCUGGAACUAUGGGAGACUAUUUCUCCCUGUCACACCCCCCGAAACACCUCAGAAUCCUGAAGAAACUGCAGUACACAGGGCUAUUCCUCUCAUUACUCUAUCUCCUAAUGACC